AAUGUUCUUGUUAGUAGCUUGAGAAUAGUAUAUAUUACUAUUAUCCCAUUAAACAAGAAUUAAUCAUUCUAAGAUCCCUAUAAGUAAAGGGCAAUGCUCUCUUACAUCACACAAGAGAGUCCUUCACUGACAUAUAUGGCAGAAAGCUCAGCUCCAUCUCAACAGUCCUGUCACAAGCCGGCCGCCUCAUCAGCCCUGAAACUAUUCGGUUUCCCAUUAACUGAGCACCGUGAAAUACUAGCCAAAACUGAGAAUUGUGCUGAAAGCAGGAAAUUCGAGUGCCAUUUUUGCCGGCGAGCCUUUGCCAAUUCACAAGCGCUAGGAGGCCAUCAAAAUGCGCACAAGAGAGAGCGGCAAAGAGCCAGGCGUGUCCAAUACUAUUGUGAUCGGCGCUUGUUUACAGCUGCUCCAGUUCUGAGCACACAUGCUGUGAAAGCAUCAUCAUCUUCCAUUUCUACAGGAGGAUUUACUAGCGUCGGUGUUGCUGCUAAAUUUAGGCCACAAGCAGCUGCAAGUCAUUGUCCGUCAUCGACGACAAGGCCCCUGCUGCUUCCAUCACCUCCUUCUAAGUUAACCUCUCUAAUUUAUGUUAGGCAGCCUUUGCACGUAGGUACUGCUAUGCCAUCGUUUGUUGAAUUUCCUGGUAAAUCGUUGUCUGAUGAGGAUGUAGGGAUUGAUCUUUGUCUCAAACUAACUCCUUCCGUUUAGUCAUAUAUAGUUGAAACCAGUUAACAGUAUGCAAUUUUUUCCUUUUUUUUCUUUGAA
Molecule: messenger RNA, 765 nt
Organism: Hevea brasiliensis (rubber tree)
Lineage: Eukaryota; Viridiplantae; Streptophyta; Magnoliopsida; Malpighiales; Euphorbiaceae
Product: zinc finger protein 4
Exons: 1
Coding region: 94-708 (204 amino acids)
Biological process (GO): trichome differentiation; trichome morphogenesis; gibberellic acid mediated signaling pathway
Cellular component (GO): nucleus
Molecular function (GO): DNA-binding transcription factor activity; transcription cis-regulatory region binding
Source: RefSeq, a predicted model, not a curated record